This is a messenger RNA of Pectinophora gossypiella (pink bollworm), 1144 nucleotides long. Its product is annotated as insecticyanin-B-like. The record is from RefSeq and is a predicted model, not a curated record. Gene Ontology annotation, molecular function: pigment binding. The transcript has 4 exons. The coding region runs from base 52 to 666 and encodes 204 amino acids. NCBI's taxonomy places the organism in Eukaryota, Metazoa, Arthropoda, Insecta, Lepidoptera, Gelechiidae.
GCAGUGAAGGCAGUAGACAGGCUGAAGACUUAAUAUUUAUACUCUGUAACCAUGCUGCGGUUUUUCAUCGUCACAAUUGUUGCUGCUGCUUCGGCCAGCGUCAUCCAUGACGGAGUCUGUCCAGAAAUGAAGCCGGUUGAAAACUUCAACGUAUCUGCUUAUGCUGGCACCUGGUACGAGAUCUCCAAGUACCCCGCAGAAGCGGAAAAGAACGGCAAGUGUGGUUCAGCGGAGUACAAGGUGGAAGGUGACGUCAUCAAGGUCAAGAACACCCAUGUGGUCAAUGGAGUCCAGGCCUUCAUCGAGGGGACUGCCAAGCUUGCUGCUGAUGCCAACAAGGCUGCCAAGCUGCAAGUUUCGUUCAAAUUCGGAGACGUUGUAAGCGAAUCUCCUCUGCUGGUUCUGGCUACUGACUACAACAACUACGCUGUCGCCUACAACUGCAAGUACGACGAGAAGACCAAGAAACAUGAAACUAAUGCGUGGGUCCUGUCUAGAAGCAAGAAACUGGAAGGCAACGCUAAGACUGAGGUUGACAACUUCUUGAAGGCAAACUCCAAGGAACUAGAUGCCUCCAAGUUCCUGCAGACCGACUUCUCUGAGGAAGCCUGCAAGUUUAACGGCACCAGUCUCAUCACAGAAGCCCCUAAACCUAACAAGUCCUAAACGGGCGAAGACUGAAAGAGUAUUUUCACCAGAUUGUUUUAAGUAAUUUCUUUUAUUUAAGAGCCCGCACGCCAUAGUACAAAAAACUGUUCACAAAAUUAUGGUACCGAUUUAGUACUCUUACAUUCUCAAUGCUGUUGUUUGCAAAUAUUAUUUCCAAUGUGUUAAGAGCAAAUAUAUUUUAUUUUCUGAUAAUGUGCUGUGAUAAGUUAAGAUUUUUUUGCAUUUCAAGUAAUUCAAAGUUUAACUUGUUGAAAAUAAAAAAAAAUCCAAUGAUUAUUGAUUUAAUAUAUUAAAUUAAAUAUGGGAAAUGAAAUCCUUUAUUGUUUUCUGAUUUCACGGUAAAGAUAUUAUGUCAAUCAUCAUACUAACAUACUGUAUUAUUUAAUUUAAGUAAGUAUAAUCUCAUAAGUGUGAUAUGAUAAAUGAUUUAAGGCACGGAUAUAAAUGCUGUAGCUUUAAAAUAUUUAUUAGAUAA